AUGGCGACUGCAGCAUCACGAGCCGGGUAUAGCAAAGAACAGCAUGCCCAUCAAACAGAUGGAUACGGGCAAUAUGUGGACAUCCCAUUCAGUACUCUCGAGCAUCAGCUUCAUGCCUCUGCACUGGGCGACUGCUCAGGCAUCACUGUGCUUGACCUCGGUGGCGGCCAAGGCCUUCGGGCCCGCCAGGUCAUCGACCACGGUGCUGCCGCCGUCGAUGUUGUCGACUUAUCUCCGGAAAUGAUGCAAGCCGGCCAGAAGAUCGAAGCGUCGCUGGGCAGGGGCGACAAAGUCAUACACUGGUUCGAGGGUGACGUAUCCAAGCCCGAAAGUCUGGCGAGUGUUCCUCUGAGAUUCAAGGAGGAGGGUUACGACAUGGUCAUGGCGAAUUGGCUAUUCGACCAUGCUGGGAGUAUGGACAUACUGGACGGUAUGUUCCGAUCCGUCGUCGCAUACUUGAAGCCCGGAGGACGUUUCGUUGGCACUCGGGUCAUUCACGGCCACACUUCCCCGGCUGCGACCACUGGCAAGUAUGGAUACAUCUAUGAGGAUUUUGAAGAAAUUCCUGGCGGGAUGGCAUACCGUUACACCUUGCACGUCAAACCUCCGGUUCAGUACGACGGCGCGAGCAUGGAGGUGACCUACGACCCAGCUCUGAUCAGCGAAUUCCACGCUAAGUACGGAUUGGUGGACACAGAGCUUGAGCCAUCUGAGAGUGCAAGCUGCCUUCAAGAAGACCCGGAGUACUGGAGUCUGUUCAUCGAACGCCCCAGCAUGGCGGUGGUGAAAUCCAAGAAGAAGCAGGACUAA
This is a messenger RNA of Diaporthe amygdali, 810 nucleotides long. RefSeq lists its product as uncharacterized. Lineage: Eukaryota; Fungi; Ascomycota; Sordariomycetes; Diaporthales; Diaporthaceae. The record is from RefSeq and is a predicted model, not a curated record. Bases 1 to 810 code for a protein of 269 amino acids. The transcript has 2 exons.